ACAAGGAGAAUGGAGGCCAGUACCAUCAUGUGUCACAUGGGUCAUUAGAGACAGAUAUCCUGAUCCAAACAAUUAUUACAAUGAGUAUGUUCCCCUCAUGGUAACUUAACAUAGAUCUGACAUUAGCAGCACCCCUUAAAUGGUCAAAGCAAAAAAUGUUAAAAGAAAAAAUUAGUGUUUAACUUGUUACUUUCAAAACUGAUGCUUUAUUUAUUAUAAUAAAUAUAGCUGCUGAAUUAUACCUUUACAAGUUUGUGAAUAAUACAUGUAAUUAUGUUGACAGUCCAAAUAAUUAUCUGCUUAUAAUAAUUAUUUCUUAUCAAUUUACAACAUUUAUAUGAGCACAAGUAAAUAUUUCAUUUCAUUUUUUCCUGAGGGCAAGGCUAUAUUGACCCCAGGUAUAUUAGAAAUUGUUUGUUGAUCACUUGAUAGGCAAAUUAAUUAUUUUUUAUUUCAGUUAUGGUACACUGAGCAGCUGCUAAUUAUCAUUAUGUCUACAUUGGGAACAUUCUCCGAUUUGGCGGGCAUAACAGAACAGAACAUAGUACAUGGUCCUCUGCCAAAAGUUACUGACAUUACUAAUGGACUUGCGUUAGAGCUAAAAGCCUUCUGCGAUAAACAUGAAUACAAGCCUGCUCAAUUUGCUAAUAUUCUUGCUGAAAUUAAUCCGCAAUUUUUAGAAGCAACAGUGGCUUCAAUUGUAAACAAAUUAAACUAUUUAAAAAAUCAGAAAAGUAAACUACUCCAUAAGAAGAUAGUGAAAGGAGUUAAAAAUGAGACUGAAUUGCUGAAAAACAAAAUAACUUAAUGACAAAAAAAUUACAUGCUAAAUGUGCUCUCUUGAAAAAAAUAGGAUGAAUCAAUUGGACAUUAUUCUGUGAAAAAUGUCAAUAAAAGAGAUGAAACAGCUAGAAAAAAUUUGCACCUUCUCAGAGACACAUAAAGAACAAAUAUCAAACUGGAAAAAACAAAUUUUGCUUUAAAGCAGACAAUAGAAAAUUACAAGAAAUCAGACCAAGAGCUGAAAGACAGACUCGGAAUGCUUGAAAAAGAAAACCAGAACAUCAAAGAAAGUAUGAACAAAAUUGAAAUGCAAAUGCAAACAGAAAAAGAAAAAAAAAGUGGUUUUACAGAAAGCUAAUAGUUACAUGAGAGGUGAGAUCAGUGAAGUCAGAGAAAAGAUGAAGUCUUUGAAUAGUUUGAUUGACCAUGAUGAGUGUAAUAGCAAUUUAGUUUAAUUGAAACUAGCUGUUGUACAGAAGGAUGAAGAGUAAGCGGACAGAGACCUAUUAAUUCAAGAUCUACAAGAAACACUAUCUGUGUUGAAAAAUGAGACAAUUGAAACUAAAAAUGAGAAAGGGAUUUUCAACGAAAGUGUACGUCACAGAAACUUGCUGGAUUGGAAGUAGCUGUAGAGAAAAUGUCUCCAGUUAUUCAGUGUGUCAUGAAACAUCUUUGUGGGAUAGACUUAUGCAAAGACCAGCUUCCUAACCCUGCUACUGCUCAAGCCAUUGUGGAUGCAGGACAUUAUAUCACAAAGACAUUUAUAGCUGAUAAACUUGAGCAAUGUGAAAAUUGGGGAUUAAACCGUGAUGGAACUUCUCGUAGAAAACAAAAAAUACUAGAUACUUCAGUGACACUUGAUACAGGUGAUAUUGUAAGCCUUGGUUUUACCCGAGUUGCUCAAGAGACGGCCAAGACAAUACAAGCUGUAACUGAAGAUCAUUUAACUGAACUCUCUAAGAUGAAUGGAAAUUCCGCUUACCUGUCCGAAACUUUAAACAAAUUAUCUUUCACAAUGAGUGACAGAGCAUCAAAUGAAAAAUUGGCUGACAAACUUCUGGAUGAGUGGAGAGAUGCGAUGUUGAAGGACUAUGAAGGGGAAAAAACUGAAGUGCUCCAUUAUCAUUGCAUGGCUCAUGUGUUACUUGGUUUACAAAAUAAUGUUACACCGGAGAUAAAAGACUAUGAACAAAAACUUAAAAAUGAAAGAGGUCCUUUAGGUCGUGACACACCUUCUGUAUUUAAUACAUGGAGUAAGAAAGAAACUGUUGUGGGACGAGUUGUAAGAACAACAUCAGAUACAUUUGGUCCAGCAGGUGACCAUAUUGGACUUCGUUACCGUUGGGAGGCUUACCGUAAAUAG
Ruditapes philippinarum (Manila clam) is the source of this 2146-nucleotide messenger RNA. RefSeq lists its product as uncharacterized. NCBI's taxonomy places the organism in Eukaryota, Metazoa, Mollusca, Bivalvia, Venerida, Veneridae. The record is from RefSeq and is a predicted model, not a curated record. Bases 1421 to 2146 code for a protein of 241 amino acids. The transcript has 2 exons.